GGGACGGCUCGCUCCCAUUGCCCUUAUCCCUUUUUUUAUCGCCAAAACAGCAACAAGCACACACCUCUUCUCCACCUCUAUUCUUCUCUUCCUGCCACUUUCUCCCAUUGAUGCAGGAAUGCUCUCUCUCCCUCUCCCUCUCUCUCUCUCUCCUUCUCAUUGAGCUAUUUUUCUUUUGCAAUAAUAAUCUUGGGAGUUGAAUAGAAAAUCAUCAGCAGCAGCAGCAGCAGGAGUAGGAUGUCGUGUUUGCUGCCACAGUUCAAGUGCCAUCCCGAUACGUUCUCCAUCCAAUUCAGAACUCACCAGCACAGUGUUAGUACCACCCAUUCACACCCACAAAACGUUUUAAGAGUGAAAAGAGAAAGGAAGACCUUUAUUGUUAGAGUCUGCUUCUGGAAUCAAAUUGUGACAUCUCUUGAUGGAGCCAAAAAGGGAUUCAGAACAGUCAUUUGCUUUUCUUUCCCUAUGUGUUUGUCUACAAGUUCCUGAUUUAGAUCUUACACCCUUACGCCUUUUUAAUAUUGUUUUCCACCAGAGCUUUUUUCUCUUUAAUUUUUUCCCCAAUAAAACCUUUUGUGGUAGUCUGUCUAAAUGUAUUAUUAAUUCAUUAACUGGGACAUAGUAAGUUGUACAAACCAAUGCUUAAGUACUGUUACAAAGCUAUUAUUGAGCUAUUAUUUAUGAACAUAUAGUUGAGAUGUUUAAAAAUGAUAGAUUCUCAUAAUUCCUUAUACAAAAUGUUUAAAAAUAAUAGAUUCUCAUAAUUCCUUAUAAACAUAUAGUUGAUUUUUUCACCCUUGUACUGAUGUUAGUGAGUAUCUUGCAAAAUGGCAUUUGGACUUCACAGUUGCUUAGAAUAUAACCUUAAUAUGUAUCGUUUUGGCAACUAUGCUCUCACUUUGGAUAAGUGCCUAUAUAUGCCAGCGAUCUUAUUUGUCAUUACACUUUAAUGAUCUUUAUCAAUGAUUGAAAAACAAGGCACAUUCGAAGAACUAGUCAUUGAAAAUAUCAUGUCUUGCUAUGUCCUCUCUGAUUGGAUUAUGCUUGUAAUUAUGAAGGGCUCUAUCUCAAGCAAUAGGCUGUCAGGAAAAUUACUUCUCGAGCUCAUUUGCGAUCCAAUAUUUAUCUUGAUAGGCAAUGUGCUGUUAAAUAGUUAGGUAUAUUCCUGUCUCUUUACUCAUUGGUUUUGUCCAAGUGGUUUAUUUGGGUUAAGAUAUUAAUUAUACGCUGGACAUUGAUUGAUGUUCAAAAUCAGUGACCAAUCUAUAUGUUCUCAAACAUAUUAAAUUGAGAUCUACCCUUCCAUCUCAUGUAAGCUUUCUGUUAGAUGAUCUCUGAGGUACUUCAACAUGGUUUACUGAGUUUCAUUCAAAUGUAAUUUUUUGUCUUCAUUGUGCACAUUUAUUAGCUUACAUGCAGAGUUUUAUUGGUUUGCAGAGUUUUGUUGUUUUUAGAUGACAUGCAGACUCAGUAAAUCUUAUUGGCUUUAUUUUGGUCAUGAUCAAUGGGUGAUUUUUUUUUAUAAGUAUGAUCAAUGGGUGAAAUGUGCAGAAAAGAGUAGAGAUCGUAUUGAUAUUCGAGCACAAUGCAUAUUAUCCACCACAUCAUUUUCAACAUCAAUAGGAAGUACUGCAGUGCUUAAUAUGGGGAAGCUGAGAUUACCUUCUUUAGAAACCGAUUCUGACCCGUUCACCACAAACAAACCAUGGACAUACAUGGGGGCAGUUGGUCCACCCACAGAGAAGGCAAAAUUUGAAGCAACAUUAGCAACAGAGACGCUUAUUACAAGCGAAGAGGCUGUGAUAGCUGCUGCUGCUGCUGAAGCUGUUACUCUUGCAAAAGCAGCUGUCAAGUUUGCAAAGGAUGCAGCCAUGCUGGUUAACAAUAACCACUCUGAAAAAGCAGAUACUAGGUCAUCAGUUUCUUUCGAAGCUGAUGUUUUACAUUUCAACUGGGUUCAGCCUGUGAAAACUGAUCGAGCUGCUAUAGUAGGAGAUCCCAGGGGACCUGAAGCUGGACUGUUGGAAAAUCAUUCAAUGCAACAUGCCACAAAAGAGUCUGAUGACUUGGAGCCAACAGAUAAGGAACUUGACCUUGUGCAAGAACAACUUUCCAAGAGUCCAGCUGUAAGAUCGAGGCGCCAAACAGAACGAAAGGCCAAAAGAGCCAAAGCUGCAGAGAAGGCUGCUGCUAAUGUUGUGUCUGUGAAGCCUGGUUCUACCAGCCGGAAAAAGCGUGUUUCUUUACAAGAUAUAGACUACUCUGAUCCAUUGCGUUACUUGAGAGCAACUACCAGCACAUCUAAGCUUCUUACUUCAACUGAAGAACUGGAGUUGUCCGAAGGAAUACAGGACCUAUUGAAACUGGAAAAGCUCCAUGAGGAGCUAGCUGAGCGAUGUGGCAGUCAGCCUGCCUUUGCACAAUGGGCUGCAGCUGCUGGAGUUGAUCAGAAAACCCUGAGGAAGCGCUUAAACUAUGGUACUCUUUGCAAAGACAAAAUGAUUAAAAGUAACAUACGGCUUGUUAUAUCAAUUGCAAAGAAUUAUCAGGGGGCUGGGAUGAAUCUUGAAGAUCUUGUUCAGGAAGGAUGCCGAGGUCUUGUAAGAGGUGCAGAGAAGUUUGAUGCUUCAAAGGGUUUUAAGUUCUCAACCUAUGCUCACUGGUGGAUUAAACAGGCAGUUCGGAAGUCUCUUUCUGAUCAGUCCAGGACAAUUCGCUUACCUUUUCACAUGGUGGAGGCAACUUACAGAGUGAAGGAAGCUAGAAAACAAUUGUAUAGUGAAAAUGGAAGACAACCCGAUGAUGUAGAAAUUGCAGAGGCAACAGGGCUGUCAAUGAAGAGGCUUACAGCUGUAUUACUGACUCCAAAAGCUCCUAGAUCUCUAGAGCAGAAGAUUGGCAUCAACCAGAAUCUUAAACCUUCGGAAGUAAUUGCUGAUCCCGAUGCAGAAACUGCAGAAGAGCUUCUGAUGAAGCAAUUCAUGAAGCAGGACUUGGAGAAUGUAUUAGACAGUCUCAAUCCAAGGGAGAGGCAAGUCAUCAGAUGGAGAUUUGGAAUGGAGGAUGGAAGGAUGAAGACAUUGCAAGAGAUAGGAGAGUCCAUGGGUGUUAGUAGAGAGAGAAUCAGGCAAAUUGAGUCAUGUGCAUUUCGUAAAUUGAAGAACAAAAAGAGAACCAAACAUUUGCAGCAGUAUUUGCUUCCAUAAGCCCCCAUCGGAUAUAGGAAUUAGAUUGUUGAAGAACGGAGAUAAUAUAGUUAGAGGUCUGAAACGGCUUUCCUGCUUUAUGUCUAUGUUUAUAACUUAUUUUUUCAUCUUGCAGGACAGAAUGUAACUUAUUUCAGAAAACUGGAGAAAGGUUAUGUAUAGACAAGCAUUUGAAAUUAAAGCAUUUUCCUCAUAA
This is a messenger RNA of Juglans regia (Persian walnut), 3402 nucleotides long. RefSeq names its product RNA polymerase sigma factor sigB. The record is from RefSeq and is a predicted model, not a curated record. Gene Ontology annotation, molecular function: DNA-binding transcription factor activity. Lineage: Eukaryota; Viridiplantae; Streptophyta; Magnoliopsida; Fagales; Juglandaceae. Bases 1455 to 3206 code for a protein of 583 amino acids. The transcript has 7 exons. Gene Ontology annotation, biological process: regulation of DNA-templated transcription; DNA-templated transcription initiation.